Mya arenaria is the source of this 3039-nucleotide messenger RNA. RefSeq names its product ankyrin repeat and EF-hand domain-containing protein 1-like. Gene Ontology annotation, molecular function: protein binding; calcium ion binding. Lineage: Eukaryota; Metazoa; Mollusca; Bivalvia; Myida; Myidae. The transcript has 10 exons. Bases 170 to 2566 code for a protein of 798 amino acids. The record is from RefSeq and is a predicted model, not a curated record.
ACCAUUGUCAAGAUAAACACUUUGGCUUCCCUGGUUACAGAUUGUGUGACUAGUUCAUGAGUUGAGAAGAUAAUGAAAAUGUGAUAGAACUUUAAUCAAAUUAUGUAUCUUUACUGGGUUAGGUGAUCAUCACUUUUGUUUAAAAGGUGAAGACCAACACAAAUACAAAAUGCCACUUGCACAAACCAGACUAGAGACCCUUCAGGUCUGCAAGCUGCUACAAUGUGUCCGGGAUAAGGACAAGGCACAGAUUGAGAAGAUGUCAAUGCAGGGAGUUCCACAUCUCAUUAACUACAAUGAUGCUAAUGAGGGGCACACUGCUCUCUCUGUAGCAGCAACAGCUAACGAUGAGGACAUGAUUGACUUUCUACUGAGCCUUGGUGCUCAUCCAGAUGUAGUUGACUUUAAAGGUCGAUCUGCAGCUAUGAGAGCAGCUGAAUAUGGACAUGUGGACUGUCUUGCAAAACUGGCUGAGAAAGGAGCAAAUAUGAAAUUAACAGACAGGGAAGGAAAAGGCAUUUUGUUUUACUGUAUUUCACCAACACAACGUCAUGCAAAAUGCCUCGAGAUUGCUGUGCUGAAUGGAGCAGAACCAAAUAACACAGAUAAACAGGGAAUCCCGGUGCUAUUGCAUGCCUGUGAGACAGCCAUGGACAAUGAAGAUAUGUGCUUACUUCUAGUACAGAAAGGCGCAGAACCAAACUCCAAGCAAGAAAUUGAUAUAGAGACAACAAAGUUACCUCCAAGAAAAUUAGCCAAGGAGAAGAAAACUGGGAAGACGGCCCUGAUGGGGGCAGCUGCCAGUGGGAGCGUGAAAGUGGUGCGAGCCCUUCUCCAGAAUGGGGCUGAUGUCAAUGUCACCGAUCUCAGACAUAACCAUGCAUCACACUUUGCUGCUGCUAAUGGCCAUCUGGAAGUGUUGGCAUGCAUGGCUGGAUACGGGGCCUUGUUUGACCAGGUGAACGCUGAGGGGAACACCCCACUCCACAAUGCUGCGGCAGGCGGACAUGGCAUGUGCCUCAAGUUCCUAGGGCAGAGAGGUUGUAAUCCAAAACCAAAGAACAAUGAGGGUAACACAGCUAGAACCAUCGCCAAAGACAUGGGAAACAAGGAGGCCAUGAAAGAAGCAAGAAAAGCGGAAAAGGCUUUCGGCAAAGUUGGCAAAAAUAAUGAACCAUAUGCAAUUGCCUUGUAUGACUUUAUAUAUGAGAGACAAGAUAUGGUGAAAAACAUGUUUCAGAAGUAUUAUGACCCUGAUGAAGAGGGGACAGUGAGUAAAAAUGAGUUCCUGGACACAAUUAUGGGCAUGAGCCCACCAAUUAGUGAGGAAGAGCUGCGUCGAGUGCAGGCUGCCCAAGACAAGGGUGGGAAAGUGGACUAUAACGAGUUUAUUAGUGGUAAGAAAUAUGUGAAUAAAAACUAUUUAAUGAGUGCAUUUGAAGGUAAGAAAAAGAAAGGAAAGAAGGGCAAAAAGGGUGGUAAGAAGAAGGGGAAGUUUAAGCUUGUCAUGCCGAUAUGCACAUCAGAGGAUGGUCCUAGAACAUAUGGUGGGGGUCCCCCAGAAAUGUUUAUAGAGAGGCAUAUCCACUUCACUGACACGGGAAGGUUUGACCGAGACCACCCACCUAAACACCCAUUGCAGGAUGACUCCGCCUGGUACCUCCAGCACCCUGAGAAAACAUACCUGAACAUCAACGAUGCUGCCCGCAGUGGGGACUUUGACUCGAUGAAGAAUGCUUUCCAGAGAGGUGUCUCUGCAGACACCAGGGACAAGUACUACAAGACUCCUCUUAUGGUGGCAGCAUCUUCUGGCAACAUGGAAAUGGUCAAGUUCCUAUUGGAUAAUGGAGCCUCAGUGAAUGCACGUGACAACUUCAAGUGGACACCUCUACACCAUGCCGCUCAUGCGGGCCAGCUAGACAUCGUAGAGACUCUCUUGGCUCAGGGUGCAGAGAUGGAGGCCACUGCCAUGAGCGGAGGCACGCCCCUCACCCGCGCUAUUGAGUCGUCACGGGAACAGGUCGUUGAAUUCUUAAUGAGCAAGGGUGCCAGGGUGCAAAUAGAAAAUAAGAAAGGUCAUACUCCUUUGGACAUUGCUCAGUCAUGGGCAGACCCAAGGGUGUUGCAGUGUGUGCAGUCAAGGUUUGACAGCCUGCCACCCCUUAAGGACGGGAAAGGCAAGAAGGGUAAGGGUGGGGGCAAGGCUACACCCAAACGCCCCCAGUCGGUGCCUGCUGGAGACGGGGACCUAAAACCUCCUGGAACUGCCAGGGACAAUCCUAGCAGUGCCCGAGCCCUAAUGGAGGAGGGGCAGCCUCGUCAGAGAAAGGGCUCCAUUCUUCGGGCAGCAUCUGCACUCGCGGGUGGGCUUGAUGAGCAGGAAAACAUCACGUACACACCCCUCAAGGCCUGGACCAAACAGCCAACCACAGGGGAACUUAUUCACGAGAAAGUCGUCAAUCGGGAUCGCUUCGGCUGGGAAGUGGAUUUCGAGGACUUUGAAAUGCCGUUUAAGAAAAAUGUCUCAAAUAAAAUUCAAGAAAUGGGCGGGGUUGAUGAUGAUUGAUCAUAAUAUGGACACAUAGAGACUAUUUCAAGGGGCUUCUUCCACUAUGAAAGACUUGUGUCAUGUAAAGACACAUUUGUUUAGUCAUUUGGCAAUAUACUUUGAAUAGUUAAUUCAAGCAUUAUUUUUAUUAUAGUGUGUGGGCUUUAAUCAGUUCCAUUGGUGAGUUGUAAACCUCAUGCUCUUGAUACUUCUACAUGUAGUUAAACAGUUAAGUUUUAACAUAUAGCCUAGCAUUCGGGGAUUUUUCGUUCACUCCUGUUCUUUAUUUUUGAUACUGUCCACUUUAUUGCCAUGUAUUGGAGUCGGUCUGUGAUAAUCUGAGAAUGUAUAUCAGCUCAUGCAUACAGAUAUUUUGUAUUCUCUGUGAUAACUGCUGAUAUAUGUGAAGUCAUCUGUGAAAAUGAGUUCUUUUAUCGAAAAAAAACUAAAUUAAAAGUAAUGAAUAAACUUACACAAGAUAUAAAAGUAUU